Xenopus tropicalis (tropical clawed frog) is the source of this 2603-nucleotide messenger RNA. RefSeq names its product thimet oligopeptidase 1 (gene thop1). The record is from RefSeq and is marked provisional. Gene Ontology annotation, molecular function: metallopeptidase activity; metalloendopeptidase activity. NCBI's taxonomy places the organism in Eukaryota, Metazoa, Chordata, Amphibia, Anura, Pipidae. Gene Ontology annotation, biological process: proteolysis. Gene Ontology annotation, cellular component: cytoplasm.
CGGAAUUGGAAGAGCAGAGAAAUCACAUGGCGCCUACAGGUCACAUGAUGGAACCCCAGUUUAAGAAUGAUGAAAACCGUCUCAGGUGGGAUCUGACUCCAGAACAGAUUGAGAUACUGACUGGUGAGGUCAUUGAACAAACAAAAAGAGUUUAUGACCAGGUUGGGAACCUAGACUUGAGCAGUGUCACCUAUGAAAGCACACUAAAGGCCCUGGCUGAUGUGGAAGUGGAAUAUUCAGUGAAGAGGAGCAUGCUUGAUUUUCCGCAGCAUGUAUCUCCCUCAAAAGAAAUCCGCGCAGCAAGCACUGAGGCUGAUAAGAAACUGUCAGAGUUUGAUGUUGAAAAAAGCAUGAGGGAGGAUGUUUACAGAAGAAUUGAACACUUGCAGACUGUUAUACCAUGUGAUACUCUACAACCGGAGGCAAAGCGAUUUCUAGAAAGAUUGAUCAAAAUGGGUCAGAGGAAUGGACUGAAUCUCCCUUCAGAUACACAGCAGAAAAUUAAAUCCAUUCAGAAAAAAAUGAGUAAUAUCUCCAUUGAUUUUAACAAGAAUUUAAAUGAAGACAUCACAUUUCUUACCUUCUCAAGGGAAGAGCUUGGAGGUCUCCCCGAUGAUUUUCUUAAUUCCCUGGAGAAGGCAGAUGACGGGAAAUUAAAAAUUACACUAAAAUAUCCACAUUAUUUCCCCCUGAUGAAAAAGUGUUUUAUUCCGGAUACUCGGCAGAAGGUGGAAACUGCUUUCAAUUCCCGUUGCAAAGAGGAAAAUAGCAGGAUUCUUCAAGAGUUGGUGCAACUAAGGGAACAAAAAAGCAGUCUUCUUGGCUUUAAAACACAUGCUGAUUUUGCUGUAGAGAUGAACAUGGCAAAGAACAGCACGACUGUGGCAAGUUUUUUGGAGGAAUUAUCUAAAAAAUUAAAGCCGCUGGGUGAGAAGGAAAGGUCUAUAAUACUACAACUUAAGAAGAAAGAGUGUGAAAAACGUGGGCUGGAUUUUGAUAACCAGAUCAAUGCCUGGGAUAUGCGGUAUUAUAUGAACCAAGUUGAGGAGACUACAUACAGUGUGGAUCAGAAUUUCCUAAAGGAAUUUUUUCCAAUGGAGGUAGUUACCACUGGCCUCCUGGGCAUAUAUCAAGAGUUGCUGGGUUUGACCUUUGACUUGGAGAAGGGUGCUGCUGUUUGGCAUGAAGAUGUGUCUUUGUUCUCCGUAAGAGAUGACACAACAGGACAACUCAUAGGAAAGUUCUAUUUGGACUUACAUCCACGGGAAGGGAAAUAUUCACAUGCCGCAUGCUUUGGGCUCCAGCCUGGAUGUUUACUGGCAGAUGGCACCAGGCAGAUCUCUGUCGCUGCUAUGGUUGCCAACUUUACUAAGCCUACACAAGAUGCCCCCUCUCUUCUACAACAUGAUGAAGUAGAGACAUAUUUCCAUGAGUUCGGACAUGUUAUGCACCAGUUAUGUGCUCAGACAGACUUUGUGCUGUUCAGUGGAACAAAUGUGGAGAGAGAUUUUGUGGAAGCUCCUUCUCAGAUGCUGGAAAACUGGGUUUGGGAAAGGAAAUCUUUGGAACGCAUGUCACAGCAUUACAAAACUGGUAAACCAAUUCCCGAAGAGACAUUGGAGAAGCUUAUAAAAUCCCGGCUAGCAAACACGGGUCUCCUAAACCUUCGGCAGAUCGUUCUUGCAAAGAUAGACCAGGUGCUGCACACACAGAUUGGUGUAGAUCCUGUUCAAGAAUAUAGCAAGUUAUCCAGUGAGAUACUUGGAGUCCCAGCUACAUCUGGUACGAAUAUGCCAGCCACCUUUGGGCAUCUGGCGGGAGGAUAUGAUGCUCAGUAUUAUGGUUACCUGUGGAGUGAGGUUUAUUCUAUGGAUAUGUUUUACACACGCUUUAAACAGGAAGGAAUCCUCAGCAAAAAGGUUGGUGCAGACUACAGGAACUGUAUUCUGAAGCCAGGGGGAUCACUGGAUGCCACUGAAAUGCUAAGGAACUUCCUAGGUCGUGACCCAAAGCAGGAUGCAUUUCUCCAAAGUAAAGGACUGGAUAAUUUUAAUACUCCUGCACCUCAUGCUAGCUGAUCAACUAAAAUAUAGCACUAUCUGCAAUGACUUGAAAGUAGAUAAAAGACCGGGGUCAUGGAACCAAUUUCUCAACAUAUUUUAACACUACAUGGUCAGGGUUUGCCUGACAGUUUUGAUAACAAAUACAAAACAAUCUUGUUUUUUAGUUAAACUGCAUACAUUGUCCAGCUUUAGCACUUGGAAUCUUUGUAAUUGUAUGGCCUGGUUGCUGAGCAUUUGGUUCUGUGCAAUAUGGUUCUCUGUCCAUCAUGAUAUUGGCCAAAGAUUUGGUUAAGUGGGGAUUUUGAAUAACAAGUCAGGCCAACUUGUUGAUUCCCCAGUAUGCAAAAAGAAAGACCUAGUUCCAUUUAGAUAAUGUUGUAACACCAUCAAAGGGAAUUAAAAUGUUUACACUAUAUUUGGUAAUGUGCAUAUAAGAAUGCUAAAUGCUCCAGACAUAGCAAUUUGCUGGAUUAUAAUUCUUUCUUCCAUGGUGUUUCCCUGCUCUAUCAAUAUAAUUACCAUUAAACAGUUAUUUCAUGA